ACGAGGAAGAAUGACUGCUCACCUGUUACGGGAAAUAAGUUUCUCGUGCAUCUCCGAGAAAAAAAUCAUUUCCCUUCCACUCCGCUGAUCCCUGUCAGCUGUGGCACAGCUCGUACACUUGUACAACCAUGGAGUGCUGCCUGCCUGCGGAGAGACAGGAGAACCUCAGGGUGCACAAAGAGAUAGAGAGGCAACUUCGUCGUGAUAAGUCCGACUCUCACCGGGAGUUAAAGCUGCUGCUGUUAGGGACUGGUGAAAGUGGGAAGAGCACUUUCAUCAAACAGAUGAGGAUCAUCCACGGCCGUGGAUACAAUGAAGCUGACAGGAGAGGUUUCAUUCGGCUCGUGUUUCAGAACAUCGUCACAGCCAUCCAGGCGCUGAUCCAGGCCAUGAAGAUUCUGCGGAUAAACUACACGAACGAGCAGAACGUGAGCUACGCACAGAAGCUGAGCCAGGUGGAGGUGAACCAUGUCACUCUUUUGGAGGCCUGGCAGGCGGACGCCAUUAGGCACGUGUGGAACGACCACGGUGUUCAAAGGUGCUACGACCGCAGGAGGGAGUUCCAGUUAUCGGACUCUGCCAAAUAUUACCUGAGCGACUUGGACAGAAUCACAGACCGGGUGUACAUCCCCACCGAGCAGGACAUCCUGAGGGUCCGCGUCCCUACCAGCGGCAUCAUAGAGUAUCCCUUUGACCUUUCAAAGGUCAUCUUCAGGAUGGUGGAUGUGGGCGGGCAGCGCUCAGAGAGGAAGAAAUGGAUCCACUGUUUUGAGAAUGUCACCUCCAUCAUAUUUCUGGCGGCGCUCAGCGAGUACGAUCAAGUCCUUUACGAGAGCGAGAAUGAUAAUCGACUGCGAGAAAGUCUGGCUUUGUUUAAGACCAUCGUCUCCUACCAGUGGUUCCAGGACUCGUCCAUCAUCCUGUUCCUGAACAAGACGGACCUGCUGGACGAGAAGAUCACGCGCUCUCAUUUGGCGACUUACUUCCCGGCCUUUCGGGGGCCUCAGUGUGACGUUCAAUCUGCAAAGAAGUUCAUCUUGCAAAUGUACGUGGAGAACCACAGCGGGCAUCCCAAAGACCUUUACAAACACUACACCUGCGCCACCGACACCAAGAACAUCGAGAUUGUCUUCAAAGCUGUGAAGGACACGGUGUUCAGGGAGAACAUCGGAUUGUUCAACCUCGAAUAAGAAGAGCUGCAGCCGGACGAGGAGACGGUUUCACCGUCAGGACACAGCCUGUUAUACACAUGUUGUAACUGUUAUGGACUUCUUUAUCUGUCGUGUGUGUCGGUUGUUCAAAGACUUCAAAGAGAAGCGAUCAGACAGCCGAGUCAGGUGAGAGACGUGUAUCUCCUCGCUGUAAGUCACCGCACGCAGCAUUUAUUAAUGAGUGAAUGUUUUCUGAUCGUCUGGCUGCACUGAAUGCCCACUUUUACAUUCAAAUCUUCUCUUGACGUCACAUUUAAGUAAAACCCUUUUUGUGGAACUUACUUCCUGCUUCCUGUUCCUGCUUCCUGCUUCCUGCUCUUUUUACCUUUUCAAACUGUUUUAUUUUUAUUUUUUAGGUGUAUUUUCUGUUGACGUAACCUUUUACUUACUCAACAUUAAUAAAAAAAAAAGUUUCCUUCUGUAAAGCGACUUUGGUACCCUGAAAAGUGCCGUACAAAUCUAAUGUAUUAUUAUUAUUAUUAUUAUUAUUAUUAUUAUUAUUAUUAUUAUUAUUAUUAUUAUUACUAAUAUAAGAAGUUUUGUUGUGUGAUUGUGGUUAUAUGAUGUAGUUUACGCCUCGUUGUGAGCAGGACAGCAGUGGAAAUGCUGUUUUUCGAAGGUUAAAUAUGUAUUAAAUCAGAAUAUCUAGUUAGAUAAAAACAUGUUGUGACAUUUGGAAAUGAUGACAUCUUUUUUCAAUAAAUGUUGACUUGACACUUGA
Messenger RNA from Cottoperca gobio, 1932 nucleotides. RefSeq names its product guanine nucleotide-binding protein subunit alpha-11-like. The record is from RefSeq and is a predicted model, not a curated record. Gene Ontology annotation, biological process: adenylate cyclase-modulating G protein-coupled receptor signaling pathway. Gene Ontology annotation, molecular function: G-protein beta/gamma-subunit complex binding; GTPase activity; G protein-coupled receptor binding. Lineage: Eukaryota; Metazoa; Chordata; Actinopteri; Perciformes; Bovichtidae. The coding region runs from base 129 to 1190 and encodes 353 amino acids. Gene Ontology annotation, cellular component: cytoplasm; heterotrimeric G-protein complex. The transcript is spliced from 7 exons.